This is a messenger RNA of Cherax quadricarinatus, 372 nucleotides long. The record is from RefSeq and is a predicted model, not a curated record. NCBI's taxonomy places the organism in Eukaryota, Metazoa, Arthropoda, Malacostraca, Decapoda, Parastacidae.
AUGGGAAGUGAUUUUACUCUGCUAGAACAUAAUUAUGCCAAGUUAGUCCACAACACAGCCUUCAACAUGGGCCUUAAUGUAGAAGACAGCUGGGCAACACCAUGCCAAAAGCUUCUCAUUCAAAACUACAAACUUAAGACUGCAAGAGUGGAAACCGAAUGUAAUCUUCAGGUGAACAAACGAACAAUACAGCUGUCUGAUUUGGCUUCUAUCAUGGCCCCACUCUUUAUUGCAGUAAUCCAGGCAGGAGUUCCUCAAGGAGUAGAGCUUACAGUUCAAGAGCACAUGACGGAGCAUGUGAGGAGAGAGGUGCGGUACAUCGCAGACUUGGAACUCAGAGACCUUCAAAAGUAGCUCACUGACCUUAGAUGA